UGAUCACGAGCACGGAAACGGUGUUUAUAUUCCGGGUAUUCUAUGAGAGUACUCUCAAAACUCUUUAAAAAAAACCCCAGUAUUGUAACAUAACAUCAACAAUAUCAAAGACUAUCUGGGCCUGAAGGAUGGCUCAGGAAGGUGGACCGCCCUUCCUCUUCUCCCUCUUCACGUUUCUCUUCAUGCUAUCAUCUCUGUGUGACUGUCACCCUCACUCUGCUGGGUUCAUGAGGUCAAUGGCUGCAGCCAGGGCUGUAUCUAAUCACACUACGAGGAAAUUCUCAGACAUAGCUACAGAGGUAGCAGGCUAUGCUGAUGUGGCCAAACAGAUUAUUGACCUGGCUGUGUUUGGAGCUGCCCAGAACCGCUCUUACAGACGGCUGGCUGACUUCACCGACGCCAUAGGGAACCGUGUUAGUGGCUCACACAACCUGGAGAUGGCUAUCAAAUACAUGUACAAUGCUAUGACGCAGGAUGGGCUGGAUGUACAUUUAGAGCCAGUCAAAAUCCCACACUGGGUAAGAGGGAAGGAGAGUGCAGAAAUGAUUGCACCGAGGGCCAAAAGUCUGGCUAUACUGGGACUGGGUAGCAGUGUAGGGACACCACCUGAGGGUAUUGAGGCAGAGGUGUUGGUGGUUCAGUCUUUUGAGGAACUGAAGCGUAGAGCCAGUGAGGCCAUGGGGAGGAUUGUGGUCUUUAACCAACCAUUUGUCAGCUAUGGGGAGACGGUGGCUUACCGUGCUUAUGGCGCGUCUGAGGCAGCCAAAGAAGGAGCUCUGGCCACACUCAUUCGAUCUAUUACUCCUUUUUCUAUUAACAGUCCCCACACAGGUUGGCAGGACUACCAAGCUGGAGUGAAGCGCAUCCCUUCAGCCUGUAUUACUGUAGAGGAUGCUGAGCUGAUGUGGCGUAUGGCACAGAGAGGGCAGAAGAUCGUGGUCAGACUCACAAUGGGAGCCAAGACUCUGCCGGACGCUGACUCCUUCAACACAGUGGUUGAAAUAACAGGCUGGCAACACCCUGAGCAGGUUGUCUUACUGAGCGGCCAUUUGGACAGUUGGGAUGUGGGCCAAGGCGCCAUGGAUGACGGAGGUGGAGCCAUGAUUUCCUGGGAGGCCCUGUCACUUAUCAAGGACUUAGGUUUGCGUCCGAGGAGAACCCUGCGAACAGUGCUGUGGACAGCUGAGGAGCAGGGUGGAGUCGGCGCGCAGCAGUACUAUAAUCUACAUAAGGUGAACAUGUCCAACUUUGACCUGGUCAUGGAGUCGGACUUGGGGACAUUUACCCCGGUGGCUCUGCAGUUUACUGGCAGUGAUGCAGCACGAAAGGUGAUGGCAGAAGUGGUCAAACUGUUGUUUCCCAUUAAUACGACCAAACUGGAGGCACAUGGAGAAGGGACAGACAUCUCACCGUGGAUGCAGGCAGGAGUACCAGGUGCUAGCCUCCAUGUAGCAGACAAUCGAUACUUUUGGUUCCACCACAGUGAAGGUGAUACCAUGACUGUUCAGGACCCUCAAGCCAUGAAUCUCUGCUCAGCAUUGUGGGCCGUGGUGGCCUAUGUCGUAGCAGACCUACAGGACAUGCUGCCCAGGUAGCCAGUUAGCACACAGGAUGCUGAGCCCCCCCCCAGUUUACAGGAAGACCGUAUGGUGACUAUGAACAGCUGGACUGGUUGAUUCCAUUGACUGAGUUAUAAAAUCUUUACAAAUUGAAUGUAAGUCGCCCAUUGUUUUUACAGUCAAUGAACAAGACCAUGACUUUCUCAGGUA
This is a messenger RNA of Sander lucioperca (pikeperch), 1769 nucleotides long. Its product is annotated as carboxypeptidase Q. Gene Ontology annotation, biological process: proteolysis; peptide catabolic process. Gene Ontology annotation, molecular function: metallodipeptidase activity. Bases 129 to 1595 code for a protein of 488 amino acids. Lineage: Eukaryota; Metazoa; Chordata; Actinopteri; Perciformes; Percidae. The transcript has 11 exons. The record is from RefSeq and is a predicted model, not a curated record.